This is a messenger RNA of Ictalurus furcatus (blue catfish), 1064 nucleotides long. It is a transcript of the gene cfap73, whose product is annotated as cilia and flagella associated protein 73. Bases 77 to 1018 code for a protein of 313 amino acids. The transcript has 7 exons. NCBI's taxonomy places the organism in Eukaryota, Metazoa, Chordata, Actinopteri, Siluriformes, Ictaluridae. The record is from RefSeq and is a predicted model, not a curated record.
GAAGAAGGGGAAAAAAGUGUGUGUAUAAAAGUCGAGGUGAUUUUGUGCAGCAGGAUUGUAAAGAGUGAGAGAGAAGAUGAGUGUGGAGUUGGAGGAGUGCAUCAGGACAGUUUUUGAGGAACACCUCUCAGAGAGUGUUCGCGUGCAGGAAGAGGACGUGUGUUCAGGAGUCACACGUCUGCUGGACAAGCGCAGGCAGAUUAAACACGUGGACGAUGUGUUGAGGAGACAGAGACAGGAGUUUGAGGUAAAGCGGGAGAGUCUCAGACAGAGAAAAGAGGAAUUGAAGAAAAAAGAAGAAAAUCUCAAAGACUCUUUACUCAAAUUUGACAAAUUUCUCAAAGAGAACGAUGCUAAGCGAGCAAGAGGUGUGAAGAAGGCGGAGUCUGAGCGAGCCGUGCUGAGAGAGCGAGAGCGAGAGCUGGAGCGGUUACACGCACACAUCGCCGCCCUGCUGGCGAAAAAGGAGAAACUGCAGGAGCGAGUCGAGCGCUUCAGAGUCUACUGUGAGUUCUUACACAACGUACUGAAGACGGCCACGGAGUUCGAGGACGUCGGGCAGCUUGUGGCUCGCUUCGAGACGCUGAUGUCGACGCGAGAGCACCUGCUGAGACGGCAGAGCGAGGUGGAGAGACAGAGGGAGAGUGACAGCGUAGAGUUGAGACGCUACGUCAGCGAACAAAACUCCAUCUUACUGCAGCACAACAACACGCUGUCACAACUGCAGACCGAGCUGGACAACGUCCUGACUCACACACUCGCACAGGAGUCGUCGUGGAAUCACAUCCAAGCAGCGGCGGUGAAAGAGACGCAUCUGUUGAGUCAGAUAAAGGUGGUGACCCUUAACCUUUAUCACAUGACCGGUGGCAUCAUGGGCGGAGACGAGGGCGUGAAUGUGGACGACACUGUGGGACAGCUGGACCGGAUUCGGCUGUAUAUCGAGGAUCGGACUGAGAUCCUCUCACAUCUCAGAUCAGACAGAAGCAGCAGAUCCUCCAGGCUGACUGAUGGAGAGUAAAAGUCCACACACACACACACACACACACGGUGUUGUACGACACACA